Anolis sagrei ordinatus is the source of this 1307-nucleotide messenger RNA. RefSeq names its product syntaxin 19 (gene STX19). Gene Ontology annotation, cellular component: plasma membrane; presynaptic active zone membrane; synaptic vesicle. Gene Ontology annotation, biological process: synaptic vesicle fusion to presynaptic active zone membrane; exocytosis; intracellular protein transport. The record is from RefSeq and is a predicted model, not a curated record. NCBI's taxonomy places the organism in Eukaryota, Metazoa, Chordata, Lepidosauria, Squamata, Anolidae. Gene Ontology annotation, molecular function: SNARE binding; SNAP receptor activity.
CAGAACCAGAUUCUCCAACCGUAAAGUAACCAAUUUGCUCUUCUACUGUAGUAUAUCGUCACCAGUCAAUACUCUCACACUCCACAGCUUUCCAAGAUGUAUUUUCCAAGUGAUUAUUAAGCUCUAGGAGGAUUAAGCAAAGCAGAAACUGUUUUAAAGAAGCUCAUACUCCAGUGUUAUUAUUUAUGCGCACAAGGAUAUUGUGAAUUACCUUCAACUCCAGAUCCUAAAGCAGACGCACAAGAGACUUCAGAAACCUCGGGAUUUUAAAAAAGAGGUUUAUACCACUAUCUGGGCUAAUACUAUACAACCAUAACAACUUCAGCAGAAAAUGAAAGACCGUCUUCAAGAACUUAAACUUAAAGCAAAGCAACUUCAACUCCUAGAAGAAAGUAGCAGGUCUCCUGGUAUUGUGGCUGAGGAAGGAGAGUUUGAGCAAACAGCUGUCAUUUUUGAGAAGGAGCCAGUAACAGAAAGGUAUCUGAGUGAAAUCCAACGACUUCACUGUGAUAUUAACAACUUGGCCACAGAUGUUCAAAAAUUCAGUCAGCAGCAAAAGAGCCUGGUGGCUUCUAUGAGAAGAUUCAGUGUGCUUAAAAAGGAAUGCAGUGCCACAAGAGAAAUAAAAACUCAAGCAGAACACAUUAGUACAUGCUUGGACGACUUGUCAAAAACAGUGAAGAAGGCAGAAAAAGAAUACGGUUCAUCAUCGGCUGUUGCAAGGGUUCUUAGCUCUCAGCGGGCAGUCCUGUUCCGUCGCUUCCAAAACAUCAUGUUUCUGUACAAUGAUGCCAUAACAGCCAAACAAGAAAAAUGUGCAGGUUUUAUUGUGCGUCAGCUCGAAGUAGCAGGAAAACAAGUGUCGGAAGAAGAAUUGAAUGAGAUGGUUCAACAAGGGAAAUGGGAAAUUUUCAAUGAAAACCUGCUCACUGAGGUCAAGAUCACUAAAUCUCAGCUGACUGAAAUUGAACAAAGACAUAGAGAACUGGUCAAUCUGGAGAAUCAGGUAAAGGACUUAAAAGGCCUCUUCAUCCAAAUCUCACUUUUGGUAGAAGAGCAAGGUGAAAUGAUCAACAGCAUUGAAAUGGAAGUGACAAAUACUGAGGACUUUGUUCAGGCUUCCAGAGAAAAGUUCCGGCUGGCAGCAAAGUAUCGAAAGAAACAUCCUUGCAGAGCAUUAUGCUGUUGCUGCUGCCCCUGCAGAUAAUGAAGAGGAAUCUGGGCAGCUCAAUCUUUGUUGCAAUAGCCUUGACCAGGCAUGUGAUGGACAGACCAGAGCUUGAUGAAGGGCAAAUUGCUGCCUACAA